This is a messenger RNA of Gadus macrocephalus (Pacific cod), 3205 nucleotides long. RefSeq names its product gap junction protein gamma 4b (gene gjc4b). Lineage: Eukaryota; Metazoa; Chordata; Actinopteri; Gadiformes; Gadidae. The coding region runs from base 544 to 1719 and encodes 391 amino acids. Gene Ontology annotation, cellular component: connexin complex. The transcript is spliced from 3 exons. The record is from RefSeq and is a predicted model, not a curated record. Gene Ontology annotation, biological process: cell communication.
CCUUAAUUUUUUUAAUCGAGGAGGUUUAAAUGCCCUUCAUCCAGUCAACACGUCAUUCUCAUUCAUUUCCCGCUGGAGCCAAACUAUUAUCACACUAGGGGUAUGAUAACUAUUAAUGUUCUGGGACCGGGUUCACUUACGACAAACUCUACUGUGUAAAAGGAAAAUAAAUCCUUGAAAUCCGGUGAACUGAGCAGGAUUGCAUCAGGAAUGUUUUGGCUUUUCGUUUUCCCCCUCCUUUGCGCAGAUAGGGGGUGGGGAUCCCGAGCAAAACGGGGAGGAGGAGAAAAAGGGGGAACAGACCGGUGGGGAGCCUACUCUUUGUCUCACCCGCAGUACACACGGAGACUCCCAGUCGAUCGCACACACGCAGGACGCGCUAACCGCAUGGCGCAGACAACACUGGAGAUAUAAAGCUAUAAUAAAUCCUAGGAAAACUUCAGGGCUGGAAAAGGGAGACCCUCUAAACAGCUGGGGUGGACGGAGAAUCCACGUUAUUUUUUAAGCUCCUGAGAGGCCCCUCCCCCGCGGCCCGGCGGCACCAUGAGCUGGAGUUUCCUGACGCGUCUGCUCGACGAGAUCUCCAACCACUCGACGUUCGUCGGCAAGAUCUGGCUCACGCUGCUGAUCGUGUUCCGCAUCGUGCUGACGGCGGUGGGCGGCGAGUCCAUCUACUACGACGAGCAGAGCAAGUUUGUGUGCAACACGCAGCAGCCCGGCUGCGAGAACGUCUGCUAUGACGCCUUCGCGCCCCUCUCCCACAUUCGCUUCUGGGUGUUCCAGGUGAUCAUGAUCACCACGCCCACCAUCCUGUACCUGGGCUUCGCCAUGCACAAGAUCGCCCGCAUGGACGACUCGGAGUACCAGCCGCGGCCCCGCAAGCGCAUGCCGGUGGUGAGCCGGGGCGCCAACCGCGACUACGAGGAGGCGGAGGACAACGGCGAGGAGGACCCCAUGAUCCUGGAGGAGAUCGAGCUGGAGAAGGACGCCGGCGGCGACAAGGCGCCGGAGAAGCCGUGCCGCAAGCACGACGGGCGCCGGCGCAUCAAGCGCGACGGGCUCAUGAAGGUGUACGUCUUCCAGCUGAUGGCGCGCGCCACCUUCGAGGCGGCCUUCCUGUUCGGCCAGUACGUCCUGUACGGCCUGGAGGUGGCGCCGUCGUAUGUGUGCACGCGCUCGCCCUGCCCGCACACGGUGGACUGCUUCGUGUCGCGGCCCACCGAGAAGACCAUCUUCCUGCUGAUCAUGUACGGCGUCAGCGCCCUGUGCCUGCUCUUCACGGCGCUGGAGAUCCUGCACCUGGGCGUCAGCGGCAUGCGCGACUGCCUGUGCGGCGCCCGCUCGCCGCCGGCCACCCCGCGCCACGCGGCCCUCGCCGCCGAGAGGGCCGCGGCCAUGUGUCGCCAGCCCUCGGCCCCGCCCCCCGGCUACCACUCGAUGCUGAAGAAGGUCCCCGUGGGGAAGAUCGUGUUCCGGGACAACCUGGCGGACUCGGGCCGCGAGUCGUUCGGCGACGAGGCGUCGUCCCGGGAGCUGGAGCGGCUGCGGCGGCACCUGAAGCUGGCCCAGCAGCACCUGGACCUGGCCUACCAGCACGAGGAGUGCAGCCCGCCGCGGAGCAGCAGCCCCGAGUCAAACGGCACGGCGGUGGAGCAGAACCGCCUCAACUUCGCCCAGGAGAAGGAGGGCGGCGCCUGCGAGAAAGGUUUGCGGGCUUAGAUCUCCCAUCUCCUCCUGGGCCUGUUGGUCCUGGAUACGCACCAGGGAAUACGAUGGAAACACAAGGGAAAACUGUCUGGAGAAGUUGGGCUUAGGAAUCCGGACGCACUAGCAAGGCGACAUGGAAAGUCUUUUGCUGUCCCACGACCCCCCCAUAUACCCCCCCCUCCCCGUAUCCACGGGCGUCCCCGGGUAGUCGGUGGAGACCCCCAGCCCAACCAGCGAUGCUCCCCAACGCACAGACACGGCACCUGGACCCUCCUACGCCCAAGGGAGGACUCUGGGCGCACCAUCAACAUCUCAGGCUUGCCUUAUGCCCACACUGAUGUUUACACCUCACCUCUUUCCUUUUUUUCCUUCUCAAAAUGAAACCAGUUUGACUGAAGGGCGUCGAUAAUGGGUCCGCCAGGUGAGGUGCAGCUUGUGAAACAAUAAAACUGGAAGUCUUGUUGACGAGAUACCAGCUUGAACCGGUACUGGAAGUUCUUAGUUUUUCUUUUUCUUUUUUAGACCUAAACGAAAGAGAAAUCCAUGCAAAGCUUUCCUUUUUUGUUGUUGUUUCUCUAGUGCUUUGUAGUUUGGCCUAUAUAUAUUUACUAGUAGUGACUGAGGAAAGACGUGCUUUUAUUUUAUACCAUCUUUUUAAUGUUUUUGUACGGUACUUUAAUUUUGGCACUACACCAGUGUUUUGAAGUUUAUCUUGUAAACUGGAAGGUGAUUGUGGUGCCUUUGUCCAAAGUAACAAAAAAAACCUGGGUAAUGCUUGAAAUGUGUGUAAAAAAAGUGUCUGUUUUGUACUGUUUAAAAAAAAACGAGCCUUCUUUGAUACUUUUUGAAGCUAUUUUUCUAUGUUUUUGUAUUCUGACAUCUUUCCUGAAGCAACUGUUGCGGAUUGUGCUAUUGCUUUGAGAACGCUGCUCUUCUUCGAUUCGACGUCUUAAAUCUUUCCAAGAAGCGAUCAAAGCUGUUUCCGAAAAAUGUAACAUAACGGUUCAGUGCAAAUAUCUCGCCUUGAGGUGACUAAAUUGUCUUUUCUUGAGUUCUUUCUACUCUACGUUAGGCCAGUGUUGAUGAACUAAAGUUUGUAGUUCAUGAUAGCAUUACAUUUCAACAGAAGUCUUUGCCGGUUGGCCGCAUUAAAGACCUGCACACCGCAAGACAUCCAUGUUCUUUUAAGUUAUUUAGAUUUGGGUGAUGGGGCAGAGCAAGGCCCCUUGUCAGACGGUUGAGUGACGUGUCCGUUGAGUGUAUUCUCCGAACACGGAAGCUGUGGGUUUUGGUUAGAAAGAUAAAACUUCCGUUCAGUUCCAUGAGAGGCCAAAUGCCGCCAAAUGCCUUUGUUGGCGACCAAAGCUGCCACCGUUUUUUGUAUUCUGAAUCAUCUCGUUAUUUUUUCAAACUUGCUUUUUUGGUACCCUUUUUUAUACCCGUUUGUAUUGCUAGUAUUUUACUGGUUAGUUUUUAAAAUAAACUUUUUACACCAAAA